Molecule: messenger RNA, 912 nt
Organism: Cooperia oncophora
Lineage: Eukaryota; Metazoa; Nematoda; Chromadorea; Rhabditida; Trichostrongylidae
Source: the annotation of a GenBank genome assembly
AUGCUCUUACGCGUUAAGGUACCGUCGGCAGCGGUAUCCUCAUCGGGCUCGUCAUCAGCAACAGCACUAUGUGGCCCAAACUCUAUUACCACAACCAGCACCACAGCGACUGACCGUAGCGGUAGUCGUUCUGGAUCACCGCCGUCGCAAUUCAUGGGUCCCACUGCACCAAAUCACGGCGUGGCAGCUCCACAUCAGAAGAAUCUCGCACGCGUUCAAGCAACAGCUCCUCCAGUUCCAGUAGUGACUUGUUCUCCAUCUUCUUUGUCAACUCAGAGCGUAGCCCCACAGAUUGCAACAAUCGGCGCUACUGAGCAUACUGAUAGCAGCGCAGAGGUGCUCUCUGUUUUUGAAUGUCCUGUCUGUCUGGAAUACAUGCUUCCGCCAUAUCUACAGUGUCAAGCUGGUCACCUUGUUUGCGGUAAUUGUCGCCCAAAACUGCAGUGUUGUCCGACUUGCCGAGGACCAACACCCAGCGUUCGUAAUCUUGGUCUUGAAAAAAUAGCCAACACCGUACGCUUCCCUUGCAAAUUUGCCUCAUCCGGUUGUCCACUUUUCUUCUAUCACUUCGACAAAGUCGAGCACGAAGAAACUUGUGAAUGCCGCCCUUACAGUUGUCCUUGUCCUGGGGCUGCUUGUAAGUGGCAGGGAGCUUUGAAUGACGUCAUGGAUCACCUCAAGAAAGUACACAAAAGUAUCACCACUUUGCAAGGAGAGGAUAUCGUGUUCCUUGCAACGGAUAUCAAUUUACCUGGAGCUGUCGAUUGGGUCAUGAUGCAAAGUUGCUUUGGGUACAACUUCAUGCUUGUACUGGAAAAACAAGAGAAAUUCGACCAUGGGCAGCAAGUUUUCUAUGCAGUUGUGCAGCUUAUUGGUGCUAAAAAAGAAGCGGACAAUUUUAUGUAUCGGUAG